Molecule: messenger RNA, 902 nt
Organism: Micromonas pusilla CCMP1545
Lineage: Eukaryota; Viridiplantae; Chlorophyta; Mamiellophyceae; Mamiellales; Mamiellaceae
Exons: 1
Coding region: 1-810 (269 amino acids)
Source: RefSeq, a predicted model, not a curated record
AUGUUAUCUCGUUCGCGCCAAAAAAAUGGACACCGCCAAAAUUUUUAUUUUUGGCUCACUGCUGAGCGAAUAAGGGUUUCCCCUCGCGGGGCGCGAUCGGUCGGCACAACGACGACGCGCGCCGCGCACGCACGGACGGACCGGAGCUCGAACCGUCGUCUCGUCGCCGCGUCCGCGAUGCUGCGCGGCACCGUCCACGCGCUGUGCCGGUCGCUCGCCCGUCGCGGGGACGCGCGGGGUGCCCUCGGCGACGCCCUCGGCGGGGGGGAAUCCGCGCGGGCGGGGUGGAGGUGGACGAUCGCUCUCGACGCCCGCGGCGCCGGGUUCGCGACCAGCAGCGCGGGCGGCGACGGCGACGGCGGCGACGGCACGGACGCGUCGCAGCCGGUCAUAGGCGCGGAGUCGAAAGACGCGUGGCCGGAGCGGCGGCGACUGUGGAACGAAGAGCUGAACGAGCUGAGAGUGCAGUGGAGGAAAGAGUUCGAAGAGGCGGAGGCGAAAGAACGCGAGCGCCUGCGGUUGAUGCAGAUCAAGUUGGAGAAGGAAGUCGCGGAACGGCGGCGGCUCAAAGCGAUCCGCCGCGCGGAGGCGCUGCGUCUCGAGGCGAUCCGUCAGGAGAAGGACCGGAAGAGGAUCGAACGGCGGGAGAGACUCGUGGACCACAAGCGGCAGCAGAAGAUGUUUUCUAAUCAUCUGCGAGCCGCCGCGCGCGAGGAGCAUCUCCUGCGGCAGUCGCGGAACUGGGUUCUUAGGGAGCACUUAGACGCGAGGAUAGAUCACGAGCUCGCGAACCCGGUGGAGAUGUGGUGAUCGCGUGAUCGCGUUUGUUUAGAACGAGCGUUGUACACGCAACGUACCAGUGCAUGGGAAUAAAAAUCUUUCUCGGACUGCCUCCGCGCGUG